AUGGCCACCAUACACGCAAAGACGCAGUGGAGCGAGGGCGAACUCGCCGUUCAGGACCUCCUGCGCGUCCCGACGCGGCCAAAUCCGACGGCGCAUGGCCUCCCCAUUCACUACAUCAGCCGCGUGCAGGAAGCCCCCCUGGUGGCCGUCGGCACCCUCGACGCCGACGCCCGGCCGUGGACGAGCAUCUGGGCCGGCGAGCCGGGCUUCGUCCGCGCCAUCGCGCCGAAUGUGGUGGGCAUGCGGUCCCUCGUCGACAAGGCCAACGACCCAGUCGCCGGCGUUCUCUUUGGCGACCUCGCGGACGGUGAGGUCUUCAGCGACCCGGAUGCGGCGGGCGGGGGCCGGCCCAUGAGCGCGCUGGCUAUUGACCUCGAGAGCAGGGACCGGGUCAAGCUGGCUGGCAGGCUCGUCGCUGGCGUAAGGAGCGCCGGUGCCGCGGACGAGGUUGGCGAUGUGCAGCUGGCCAUGGCCGUGGCCGAGAGCAUCGGCAACUGCCCCAAGUAUCUGAACAAAAAGGGCAUCCGGCUGCACGUGCCCGAGCCGGAACUCGUCUCGGACGCCCUGCCGCUUCCGGUCCGGGCGCUGGAGAUCCUGGAGACGGCCGACAUGUUCUUCAUGUCCACGUCGGAUGGGGGAGGCGACAUGGACACGAACCACCGCGGCGGCCCGCCGGGCCUGCUGAGGGUUGUCAGCAACGGCGAGGGGGACGCGGGUGUCGUUCUCGCGUACCCCGAGUUCUCGGGCAACAGGUUCUACUCCAGCCUCGGGAACCUGCAUGUGAAUGAUAAAGUGGGCAUCAGCGUCCCGGACUUUGGUACCGGAGACGUAGUGUACCUCACGGGAAAUGCGAGGCUGCUCGUCGGCGAGACUGCGGCCAGGCUGCUGCCGCGCACCAAGGUCGCCGUGAGGAUCGAGGUCAAGGCCGCAAAGGUGGUCAGGGAUGGGCUGCCAUUCAGAGGCGAGGCUGGUGAAUUCAGCCCAUACAACCCUUCUGUGAGACGGCUCGCGACCGAGAUCGCAGCCGGACUGGGCGUGGCCGAGGUUCAAGGUAGCGGGGGGAUUGCUGUCGCAGUGCUGAAGCAAAGGCAGGUGCUGUCGCCCACGAUCACGAGGUACACGUUCGCCCUGCAGCCCCCAGCAAGGUCCCUGAAGGGUCGAGUCGGAACUUGGACGACGGCGCAGCACGCCACGUUUGACUUUUCGUCGGAGCUGGACGCCGGCUACAGCCACAUGCGGGAUGACGAUCCGCAGAGCCUCAACGACGACUUUGUGCGCACCUUUACCGUGUCGAACCCGCCGGUAUUUUCGUCGUCGUCGUCGUCGUCGUUGUCGUCAUCUGCUGGAGAGGGCAGGUCGCGGGACGAUGAAUUGCAAAUCACCGUCAGGACCAACGGGCCCGUCACGAGGCUACUGCGGAACUGGAACUUAAGAGCUCCUCUCGAGAUACCCGUGAUGGCGUUUGGGGGUGGGAACCUGCGGAUCCCAUCAUCAGCGGAUGAUGAAGCACGUCCGGCUGUCUUCAUCGCCACGGGCGUCGGGAUAACGCCGCUUCUCUCCCAGGCGGGUGCGCUGCUGUCCGCUCAGCAAUGGUCGGCAGGGGCCCGUCUUAGUGUCCUGUGGAGCUUGCGGAGGGAGGACCUGCCCUUCGCGGUGGACGAGUUCAAAAGGACGCCUGGGCUUGGGGCUGUGACGAAGUUAUAUGUCAGUGACCUGGAGUCGGCAGCAACGGAUGAGGGUGGCAGUGGUCCACAGGCAGAUACGGGCCGGGAGAUCGGGGCGUCGCUUGUCGUUGCUGGCAGGCUUACGAAGCAAAGUCUUCUUGAUGCUGCCCGGAACGAAGACGGGGAUCUGAAAGCCAAGUUCUAUAUAUGCGCUGGACCUGCAGCUACAAAGACAAUUACUGAAUGGUUGGCUGAUCAGGAUGUAAUUACCGAGAGCUUUGACUACUGA
Pyricularia grisea is the source of this 1953-nucleotide messenger RNA. RefSeq lists its product as uncharacterized. Lineage: Eukaryota; Fungi; Ascomycota; Sordariomycetes; Magnaporthales; Pyriculariaceae. Gene Ontology annotation, molecular function: oxidoreductase activity. The record is from RefSeq and is a predicted model, not a curated record. The coding region runs from base 1 to 1953 and encodes 650 amino acids. The transcript has a single exon.